AUGUCACAGCGUAAUGCAACUCCAUUCCACCCAGCCACCUUUAUCCUCCUGGGCAUUCCAGGGUUGGAGGAUAUUCAUGCCUGGCUCUCCCUGCCUUUCUGCUCUGUCUACAUCGUGGCUCUGCUGGGCAACAUCACCAUCUUGCUAGUGAUUUGGGCUGAAAGGACGCUCCGUGAUCCCAUGUUCUAUUUCCUGGCCAUCCUAUCUGCUAUCGACCUGGCCUUGUCCACAUCUUCUGUGCCCCGGAUGCUAGGCAUCUUCUGGUUUGAGGCCCAUGAGAUCAGCUUUGGAGCCUGUUUAGCCCAGAUGUUUCUUAUUCAUACCUUCACAGGUAUGGAGUCCGCUGUCCUGUUAGCCAUGGCCUUUGACCGUUAUGUGGCCAUUUGUGCCCCACUUCACUAUACAACCAUUCUGACAACCAAUGUGCUGGCAGGUAUCGGGGUGGCCAUUGUCCUACGCCCUGUCCUGCUCAUGUUGCCUAUCAUAUACCUAACCUAUCGCCUGCCCUUCUGUCAGACUCGUGUCAUUGCUCAUGCCUACUGUGAACACAUGGGUAUUGCCAAGCUAGCUUGUGCCAACAUCCGCAUCAAUGCCAUCUAUGGACUCUUUGUGGCCUCAUUCCUUGUUUUGGAUUUGCUUCUGAUUGGCAUCUCUUAUUCCUACAUCCUACGCGCAGUCUUCCGCCUCCCUUCGCAGGAUGCUCGGCGCAAGGCGCUGAGUACUUGCAGUUCCCAUGUAGGAGUCAUGUGUGUCUUUUAUACACCCUCCCUCUUCUCUUUUCUCACUCACCGAUUUGGUCGCCACAUUCCCAGAUAUGUUCAUAUUCUUGUUGCCAACCUCUAUGUGGUCAUCCCACCAGCACUCAACCCCGUCAUCUAUGGAGUUAGGACCAAGCAAAUCAGAGAACGGGUGCUCAGAACCUUCACUGGCAAAUAA
Molecule: messenger RNA, 936 nt
Organism: Monodelphis domestica (gray short-tailed opossum)
Lineage: Eukaryota; Metazoa; Chordata; Mammalia; Didelphimorphia; Didelphidae
Product: olfactory receptor 52J3-like
Biological process (GO): G protein-coupled receptor signaling pathway
Cellular component (GO): plasma membrane
Molecular function (GO): olfactory receptor activity; G protein-coupled receptor activity
Source: RefSeq, a predicted model, not a curated record